Molecule: messenger RNA, 1641 nt
Organism: Wickerhamiella sorbophila
Lineage: Eukaryota; Fungi; Ascomycota; Dipodascomycetes; Dipodascales; Trichomonascaceae
Exons: 1
Coding region: 1-1641 (546 amino acids)
Source: RefSeq, a predicted model, not a curated record
AUGCUCAGCGAUCUAGUCGAUGGCUCUGAUUGGGUUGACUGGGUCACCGAAAAUGUAACCGAUACAUUGGCAGAGUUCGACUGGCUAUCAAACUCACUGGAUGACUUUGGCAAAGAUAAUGACCCCAAUGACGUGGAUGGAAUCAUUGCGCUUUUGACUGUAGAAGAUGAAAAGGAGUUAGAUGAGGUAUCUUUUCGAGAAACGAUUUCUGUAGAGGAGUUCAAAAUAGCAGAUCUUGUGGAUAACACGACGGAAGAUGAUGAUAAAUUUGUACUAGUCAUACCAGAAGAAAGAGAUCUCGAUCUUGUAGAACUUGGUACGAGCGAAUGGGUUGAAUUGAAGCUGGAAAUAGCUGAGGAUGCAGAGGGGAUGGCUGAGGAGCUGCUCAAACUGUGCAAAGAGGGUGUUAACUUUGAAGAUCUGCUCAUUCCGCUAGAUACUGAGUUCAGAGGGGAUUCAACGCUUGUACCUGAGCUGGAGCUCAAACUUAAAGCAGUCAUAGAUUUCGAGAAGCUUGAGCUGGUUGAUAUUCCUUGGCUUGCUGCGCUAGAAAUACUUGACAAGAUCGUAGUCGAGUUCGACAUCGCGCUACUAGAAAGUGCAGAAAGUAAGUUCGAGGAUGAUUUCAAGCUAUUGAAGAGUGAACUAUCACCUGAACUACUCCCUAACAUGCUUUCCAUGCUUGUGUUGCUGGAACGUGAGUUUGAGGAUGGGUUCAAGCUCGAGGAUGAGUUCAAGCUCGAGGAUGGGUUCACGCUCGAAGAUGGGUUCAAGCUAGAGGAUGGGUUCAAGCUAGAGUAUGGGUUCAAACUCGAAGAUGGGUUCAAACUUGAAGAUGGGUUCAAGCUCGAAGAUGAGUUCAAGCUCGAGGAUGGGUUCACGCUCGAAGAUGGGUUCAAGCUAGAGGAUGGGUUCAAGCUAGAGUAUGGGUUCAAACUCGAAGAUGGGUUCAAACUCGAAGAUGGGUUCAAGCUCGAAGAUGGGUUCAAGCUCGAGGAUGGGUUCAAGCUCGAGGAUGGGCUCAAGCUAGAGGAUGGAUUCAAGCUCGAGGAUGGGUUCAAGCUAGAGGAUGGGUUCAAGCUCGAGGAUGGGCUCAAGCUCGAAGAAGGGCUCAAGCUCGAGGAUGGGUUCAAGCUCGAGGACAGUGAGCUCUUACUAGAACUACUCCCCGAGCUGCUUCCCCUACUAGAAGGCGAGCUUGAGGAAGGGUUCAAACUAGAGGAUAGUGAACUUUUGCUAGAAAUACUUCUCGAGGUGCUGGAAACACUAGAAAGUGAGCUUGAGGAUGAGUUCAGACUAGCAGAGAGUGAGCUUACACUUCGUAAAGUGCUGGAAAACGAUGAAGAUGACGAUGACACGCUCGGCGAUAGCGAUAUAGCAGUGCUAACGGAAGAAUCUUGCGUUAAACUUGCAGAUUCCUCAAGAGGUUUCAUUGCGGAGGAUUGUCUGGGUAAGGAGGGAAAUGCCAUAGGCGACUCUUCAGUUGACGUCGACAUCUCACGGAGACUGGAUAGCAUUUCGAAGUUUGUAUUAGGCUUAUCGAUCGGCGAGGCUUCAAUAGCUGACUUCGGAAGAUGCCCGGGGUUAGUAGCGAGGAGCGGGACUGGUGAGAGUAACUCAGAAGUUCGAACCGGAGUCUGA